GAGCUGUUGAACGAAGCGGCUGGGAUUGCUAGCUGUCUUACACGGCAUCUUUUCAUGCGCGCAUGUUGGUCCGUCUGCUAGCGCUGCGCCCGUCUGCUAGUCUAGACGCAGCUGACGGUCAUAUUCCAUGUUGGCCGGUUGGCCUGUUCGUGAUACUAAACAUUUCUUUCAUGGUCAUCCCAGAACGAAAGAGGUUGGAUCGUCUGGUCGACCUAUCUAUAUAUGUAUAUAUAUCUAUAACGGAAAGGAAGUCCAAGCAAGACAUUUGCAAGCAUUCUAUUUGUACUCAACGGCCCGAGCAGUUUCCCCGAUCAUAUUUCUAGGCUUCGCCCGACCUCUUGACAGAGAUCAUCUCGUCAACAAAAACUCCCGACCGAAGCCAUGCAGUUCUCCACGAUACUCCCCAUCCUCCUUGCGGCUGCAGUCAGCACAUCUGCCGCUCCAACGGCCAACAUAGCCAAGAGAGAAAUCGGCGGCGUGCUCAUCUGCCAAGGCGUUAACGCAACGGGAACAUGCGCCUAUUCGGCGUACACCAUGGAAGACUGCCAUGACCUGCCCGACAAUCUAUCCGGGAAUGCAGCGACGUUCGCGCCGGAUGGGGACAACUUUUACUGCUAUCCGAAAGCUGGCAAAUGCGCCGACAUCUGCACAUCUCCUACCGGUUGCACCUUCGGCGCGGUCUCGUUUGACUCACCUGUCAAGUACGAUUUGACGUCUAUCAAGUGGCAGACCCUCCUCAAGAGCUUUACCUGCCACUUGAACACCACGACAACGGCAUAGGUUGACCGGCCGUUGCUAUGAUGAUAACGAUUCGCUGGUCCACCAUCCUGUUACCCGAUUUUCCUUUCCGAAGAAUCUCACAGAAACCUCGCAUUGGAGCAACGGCCAAAAUGGCGUUUGAUUCUGCACGGUAGCACCCAAAACAAUAGCGAUGACAUUGAUUAGCGCAAGGAAUGAAGACAAGAGGUAGAGCAGGAGUCUAGCAAUGAACGACACCUUGCAAAGUCUGGGUGUUCUGGGCAUGGUUCGGGGGUUCGGAGACUGUGACGACAUGGCGAUGUGGGGUAAUGUCUCAUAAAGUGUCUUCGGCGCUGGGAGGGGUUGCUAUGCAAAAAAGGGUCUAACGUACGACCCCACCUUUCCGGCCACCCACCUUUCUGGCCAUAUAUUACAAUCCAAUUGAAGGUAUUCGAAACAGUGUAUUCAACGUACUAUUAUAGCUAUUCAGAUAC
This is a messenger RNA of Pseudomassariella vexata, 1232 nucleotides long. RefSeq lists its product as uncharacterized. Lineage: Eukaryota; Fungi; Ascomycota; Sordariomycetes; Amphisphaeriales; Pseudomassariaceae. The record is from RefSeq and is a predicted model, not a curated record. The transcript is spliced from 3 exons. Bases 382 to 780 code for a protein of 132 amino acids.